This is a messenger RNA of Phlebotomus argentipes, 2021 nucleotides long. Its product is annotated as serine protease easter-like. The transcript has 10 exons. Gene Ontology annotation, molecular function: serine-type endopeptidase activity. Lineage: Eukaryota; Metazoa; Arthropoda; Insecta; Diptera; Psychodidae. Bases 11 to 1930 code for a protein of 639 amino acids. Gene Ontology annotation, biological process: proteolysis. The record is from RefSeq and is a predicted model, not a curated record.
UGUUCACCUGAUGUGUAAUAUUUCUGCGGCGCCUCAAUUUAUGAACUUCUUCUUCCACACAGCGUCUGGACGGGUAACUUAUCGCUGUUCUGGGUCAGUAAUAUCGGACAGAUAUAUUGUGACGGCAGCCCAUUGUGUGCGCAAUCUAAUUGAUGAUCUUCAAGUUGUUAUGGUCCGCCUCGGCGAAUUGGACACGCGAUCAGACAUUGAUUGUGAUCCACAGACAUCGCGGUGCACACAAGCUCAAGACUUUGAAAUCGAAAGGAUUAUCCCGCAUUCGGGCUACGACUCACCGAAAUAUGCAAAUGAUAUUGCUCUCAUUCGACUGCGACGACGUACAAAUUCAUCUUUUAUCAGUCCUCUGUGCCUCCCCUCGGGACAAUACGCUGAUGUUCUUCAGAACGAGGGAACUAGAGCCAUUAUAGCCGGCUGGGGAUCGAUGACCGCAGCCAGCAACACUCCGAGUCCAAUGCUGCAAUGGGUGAGGCUGCCCAUUGUGGGUAAUACAGGCUGUGCCGAGGCUUAUCAGCGCUUCAGCGCCAACUCCCGCACGCCCAUCAUCGUGUCACAGUCACAGAUGUGCGUUCAAGGCAGAGAGAACAUGGAUGCGUGUCAAGGCGACAGCGGAGGACCUCUCAUGAGCGAAGGCAUCCCCGGAUCAGAGCGAUACAUUCUGCUUGGCUUGGUCUCCUUCGGGCCCAGAACGUGCGGAGUGUCCAACUUCCCGGGCGUUUACACACGAAUUUCAUCGUAUAUUGACUGGAUAAUGGAAAAUAUACAACAUUUCCCUCCUAAUUCCAUUAUGAGUGUCCAAAUAAAUUACCUCUGCGCCCUGAUCAUUCUCUGUGCAAAUCUAGUUAAUGCGGACUAUACAACAACCUACGGACAAUGCUACAUGCCCGAUGGAUCCACGGGAGUCUGUGUCAAUCUGCACGAGUGCAAGCACCUGUACGAGAUCCUCACGAGCAAGCGACCACUAACUGAGGACGAUAAGCAGUACCUUCGCGAGAGACAGUGCGGCUUCUUCAGUGGCACAGUUGGAGUUUGCUGCGAAGUCGAAGUGAGUAGCAACUCAGGUUUCAGCAAUAAUGACCUCCUGCCCGAUCCCAAUUCGGGUCAGUGCGGUAUCGACACCAGCAAUAGAAUUUACGGCGGCGAGGUGACCAAGAUCGACGAGUACCCGUGGAUGGUUCUGCUGAGGUACAAGAAGCCCGGAAAUCGCUUCGGCUUCCACUGUGGCGGCGUAUUGAUCAACAAUCGAUACGUUAUGACGGCCUCGCACUGUGUCAACGGUCGAGACAUCCCCGCUGACUGGACACUGUAUCAAGUUCGUGUUGGAGAGCACGACACGGGCAAGGAUCCCGACUGUGAUCCCGAUAACGACUGCGCUCCCUCACCCAAGGACAUCAUAAUCGAGCAGAGAAUCCCGCAUCCUCAGUACGUGCCCUCAUCGCGAAACCAGAGGAAUGACAUCGCUCUCCUGCGACUCGCUCAAACUGUGCAGUUCAAUGACUUCGUCAAGCCAGUGUGUCUCCCAACGGCUUCCUACUUGAGGAAUGACAAUUUCGUGGGCAAAUCCAUGGACGUGGCAGGAUGGGGAAAGACCGAGAGUGUGAGCGCCAGCAACGUGAAGCUAAAGGUGAGAGUGAAUGGCGUGAGCCAGGACUCUUGCAACUCAAUCUACUCCAGACAGAAUGUCGUUAUCGGACAAGGACAAUUGUGCGCUGGCGGUGAGAAGGGCAAAGAUUCAUGCAGAGGAGAUUCCGGAGGUCCCCUUGUGGCCCUGGAUAACAAAGCGGCGAGACCUUACUGGUUCUGCGUGGGCCUGGUGUCCUUUGGACCAUCACCUUGCGGCCUGGAGGGCUGGCCAGGUGUGUACACAAGAGUGUCUGAGUACAUCGACUGGAUCUCUCAGACAGUCCGUGCCUAAAUUCGUUGUGAUGCCACAUAAAGAGAGAAAACGAAUAUUUGUACUGCUGUUUUAUAACUUCCGAUUAAAGGCAUUUUAAAAAAUGUAUAAA